Molecule: messenger RNA, 546 nt
Organism: Postia placenta MAD-698-R-SB12
Lineage: Eukaryota; Fungi; Basidiomycota; Agaricomycetes; Polyporales; Adustoporiaceae
Exons: 3
Coding region: 1-546 (181 amino acids)
Source: RefSeq, a predicted model, not a curated record
AUGCUACGCCAUUGCCAUUUGAUCGACUUACCAAGUACCAGCUCAGCUAGUACUGAUGGCUUCGAGGAAAUACGCACGGCUGCGAGGGUGAAGAGCGACGGCAGUGUCAGCGUUCGAGAGGAGUACCAUUUUAGGAGGGUUCAUUCUAAUGGACGAGUUGACGAAGAAACGCGCACGUACAGAGUGGAGAUGCGGAGGGUCGAUGCAUCCCUGGAGAAGCGAGCACAGUUUACCAACCUUACGGGGGCUAAUACGGACGAGGACGGCAAGGUAAGGAAGGUCGGCGCGGCGAAGGUCGACGAGGCGAAGAGGGACGAUCAUUGGGUCAAGAAGCCUAUUGAAGUCAAAGUGAAUCAUGAUAGUAUGAAGACUCCGAAAAAGGUUGCGAAGCUUGUCAAGCGCGGUGCGGUGAAGAAGGAUGUCAGGUUCAAGAACGACGAGGGAGUCAGUAACGAUGACAGGAACAAGAAGCGAGACGAUGGUAAGAAGGGCGACAAGGAUGUAGAGAAGAGGGGGAAGAACGUGAAGAAAGAGACUAGGAGGUGA